Messenger RNA from Cercospora beticola, 1502 nucleotides. RefSeq names its product Tms1p (gene TMS1). Lineage: Eukaryota; Fungi; Ascomycota; Dothideomycetes; Mycosphaerellales; Mycosphaerellaceae. The record is from RefSeq and is a predicted model, not a curated record. Gene Ontology annotation, cellular component: membrane.
CAGUCGCAAACCACCGACCUCACCAAACACCGCCCACAACAUCAGCAAUCAUGGGCAUGCUAUUAUCGCUGCCGCUGAUGGCGGUGCCCAGCAUGGGUACCCUCCUCACAUUUGGCGCCAGCUGCUGCGGUGCCGCAACAUGCUCCGCCGUGUGCUCUGCCUGCGGCAAAUGCAACAACAGCAUCGCAACUCGAAUCGCCUACGCCGCCAUCCUCCUUCUCAACUCGCUUCUCUCCUGGGUCAUGCUCACCGAUUGGGCCGUCAAGAAACUGCAAAAGGUUCUACUGGACUACGUCACGGUCGAUUGUCUGGGCCAUGAAUGUUUCGGUUUCGCGGCAGUGCAUCGCAUCAACUUUGCGCUGGGCCUGUUUCAUUGUGUACUGGCCGUGUUGUUGAUUGGAGUGAACAGUUCAAAGGACAAGAGGGCGGCGAUACAAAAUGGAUUCUGGGGCCCGAAAAUUAUCGUUUGGUUGGGCUUGAUUGCGCUCAGCUUUUUGAUCCCGAACACGUUCUUCGAGGUCUGGGGCAAUUAUGUGGCUCUGGUCGGAGCAGUCUUAUUCCUCUUCCUCGGACUGGUCCUGCUGGUCGAUUUGGCGCAUAGCUUUGCGGAGUUCUGCAUUGACAAGAUUGAGGACACGGAUUCUGGACUGUGGCGCGGAAUCCUUAUCGGCUCGACUUUGGGCAUGUAUCUCGGAGCGAUCGCCCUGACGAUUGUCAUGUACAUUUUCUUCGCCAACAGCGGAUGUGGCAUGAAUCAGGCCGCGAUCACGAUGAACUUGAUCUUCCUGGUUGGCAUCAGUGUCAUGUCAAUUCACCCAACCAUUCAGGCGAACAACCCACGCGCUGGACUUGCUCAGGCUGCUGUGGUGGCUAUUUACUGCACUUAUCUCACAUUCAGUGCGGUAGCAAUGGAGCCGGAUGACAAGAGCUGCAAUCCACUGGUCAGAGCUGCCGGGUCGCGCAAGGCCAGCAUUGUCCUGGGAGCGGUUGUCACAUUCGUCACUUGUGCUUACACCACCACACGUGCGGCUACAUAUGGUCUCGCAAUGGGCGCUGGUAAUAAGGGGUAUGUCUCACUCGACAACGAAGCCGAUAGCCAUGAUUUGGUCGACACUCAACCUGAAUCCCGCCGCGCCAUGCGACAGGAAGCAUUGCGAAGAGCAGUCGAAUCCGGCGCACUUCCUGCUUCUGCCCUGGACGAGAGCGAUGAUGAAGACGACGAAGAAAGCGCUAAGCACAAGAAUGACGAUGAGAAGCAACGCACGCAGUACAACUAUUCCUUGUACCACAUCAUCUUCAUGCUGGCCACUGCCUGGGUUGCUACACUCUUGACACAAAACAUCGGAGGUGAUAAGAACAUCGAAAAGGGCGAUUUUGUGCCAGUGGGCAGAACGUACUGGGCAAGUUGGGUCAAGAUCGUGUGUGCGUGGGUAUGCUACGGCAUUUUUGGAUGGACACUCGCAGCACCGAUCAUCAUGCCUGAUCGGUUUGAUUAUUCAUAA